CCCUCGCUGCCGGCCGGCGCUGCGCUGGGGGUGCCGGCGGCAUGGCGGAGUCCCAGGUGCUGCUGCUGGACGAGCUGCACGUCAACGAGAAGGUGACAGAGGCCCAGGCCCGCUUCUACUACAGCGAGGAGCAGCGCCGAGCCCUGGAGGCGCUGGUGACCCGCGGCGAGGCCGCGUACCGGGAGGCGCUGAGGAAGGAGCAGCUCCGCGAUUUCCUCUCCGGCCGGGAGCUGCAGGACCUGCGGGGCGGCUGGCGGGGCUACGACGACCCCCGUGAGGGCGGCAAGGUGGCGCGGGGGCCCGGCGGCGAGACCCUGUCGCUGGCCUACUGGCCCGAGUGCUCGGACACCGAGGUGCCCCCGCUGGACUUGGGCUGGACCGACAAGACGUUCUACCGUGGCAUCAGCCGGGUGUCCCUCUUCACGCACCCGCGCAAGGAGGAGAGCGCGCCGCACCUGAAGGAGGUGGUGCGGGAGAUGAUCCAGCAGGCGCAGAAGAUUAUUGCGGUGGUCAUGGAUGUAUUUACGGACCGGGACAUCUUCCGCGACAUUGUUGAUGCAGCGUAUAAGCGCUGGAUCCCAGUCUACAUCAUCCUGGAUGAGGAGGGGGUCAAGCUCUUCCUGGAAAUGUGCAAAUGCCUUGAGCUCAGUGACUUGCAGAUCCGGAAUGUCCGCAUACGCUCUGUGACAGGAGUUGGGUUCUACAUGCCAUCAGGGAAGAUCAGAGGCACGCUGGCAUCCCGAUUCCUGAUGGUGGAUGGUGAAAAGGUGGCCACUGGAUCAUACAGCUUUACAUGGACUUCAUCUCACAUUGACAGAAACAUCCUGCUAGUCUUGACAGGACAGCACGUGGAGAUGUUUGACAUUGAGUUCCGUGAGCUCUACGCCAUCUCAGAGGAAGUUAAUUUAUACAAGGAACUGGGUAUUGCUAACCCAUUCCUCCAUGGAAUUGGAAAGCCAGGCUUUCAUUCCUCCACCGUGGCUCGGAAGUUCAUUAACCCAAAGUAUGGUUUAGUAGCAGGGGCAACCCGUGGUGAUAUGAUGCUCUGGGCUUCACGGCACAGGCAAGACAAUCAGGGAAACAUGGAAAAGGAGGAAACAAGUGAGUCAAAGAAACGGUUAAAUCAGUUCCUGAAUGACUUAGUCACAUUGGAGCAAGUGUUCCCAGAAAUAGAUCCACCUCUGGAGAACUUGAACAAGCUGAAUCGGAGCCCCCAGAAACUGUUGUCCCGGCUCCACAUGGACCUGAAAAACAAAUCCAAAUCCAGAGAGUCUAUUCGUGACAUAAAGAAAGAAGAUGCACAGAACAAUGCAAAGCAAGGGAAACGGUUUGCCAGUGGGCUUUUCAGUCGCAAGGCCAAGCGGUCUCCAGGCUCAAGCAUUGAGGCCAAUUCUUUUGCGAGUGAAGGACAUUCAGGAGAAGACCUUGGCAACAUGAAACUGGAGUAUGAGAGGCUCAGCAUUGGCCAUGCUAGUGUUCGGAGUGCUGGAGGUAACUCAGGUAACCUGAAUCCAAACUCCACUAUGAGCGAUAAAAACAAACAAUCUACCUGUGUGUUAUCUUGAUUGGGAAGGAUUGUCCGGAGAACUAAAGACUGAAUCUCAAGCUGGAACAGUAACUUCUUGAUUGAUGUUGAACCUACAGCCAUAUCCUCAUGCAGUGACCUGUAAAGGCACUGUGGGUCCUGGAUGCAUCUGGCACCCCUGGCUAAAGCACAUUUACUGGGUGAUGAGCAGACUUUGGAUAGUCGGUCCCUUAAAUGAGGGUUAGUGAUGAAUGUAUUAGUCCAUAUGUCUAUGUGCACACAUAUUUUGUAUAUAAAAACAACUGUGAUGACUGGUCUCAGAGCUCACUCUGUGCCCAGAGAAAUGCAGGAGAUUAUCUGACUUACUUGUGCUGCUACUUUAGUCUGUCUAGCUGCAGACUUGGAAUCACUGUGUUGCAUUGUUUACUCUACUGCACUGUAAAAAUGUAUUGAUCUGACUGGCUGUAAGGCUGAAUCCAAUUGAAGUGGCAAAUUCUGGGUGAUGUUUUAGGGAUGUUUACAGACAGUGGAGCAAUCCUUUGUCCAUAAGGAGUCUUCCUGUAGAUUCCUGUUGUCACUUGCCCAGGCAGAAAUGAGCAGUCUGGGAGAAGGGUUUAGAUAACAGUCGCCUACAGAGCAGUAUCAGAACUGUUUCACCUCAUAAAUGUAGCAGUCGAACAAAGUGAUUUAGCAAGAAUGUGGCAAAGAGGAAAAUGGAAUAUAGGGUAAUGUUUAACAUACACUUGAGACUGGGUCAGGAGAAAUGCCUGAUAAGGGGCCUGGGCAGGAUCUGGGAGCAAUAACACGGACUUCAGUGGCUGUGAUGAAAUCCCCAUUGUUGCCAAUUCAGCAAUAUUUUUACCAUUCCUGGAAACUGAAUGAUUAAGGAGCCAAACUUUGUGGGUUGAAAGAGAAAGCAGUGGAGGCAUGCAAGCUUUUCAAAUGUCCUUUUUUAUUUUUUUAAAGUUAACCUUUCCAGAAUCUAAAUCAUGCUAAAAUUGAGAGCUUUGAUCCAUAAGAAGCAUUGUGUGCAAUCAGACCAAAGGCCAUCUGAUCUGCUGUUCUGCCUCUGAGAAUAGCCUGUAACAGGUGAUCACAGAAGCAUAAAAUACAAGGCUUGUAUAUACAGAGGUCUUUCUCUGACACCAUUCCAGCAGUCUAUGGACUUUCUCAGCUUUCUGGCAGUUCCUUCUGGACCUGGUCUUAAUGAAUGCACUUAGUCCCUUUCUAAAAAUCCUUUUUUACUUUUGGCCUCCAAAGUGUUCUGUGGCAACAAACCCUAAAUUCAGUGCAUGGUACAAAAAAGAACUGUUGUCAGGAUGUUUUAAUGGUUUCCUUGAUGAUUACCUCCUAGCUACUGUGGGAUCUGACUGGCAUUUCUGUCCUCUUGUUCACUAUCCUUUUUCCAGUUCUGCUCACUAACAGAGUGGAUAAACAGAUUGUUUUUGUCUCUACAGUGGGCAGAUUGACAUUUCACUCUGCUUUCUUGCCAUUUAAAUUACAUAUCCUGCUGCCAUAAGUAAAUCCUCUUGUGAUACCUAAAAAAAUUAGAUCCUAGUUAUUAGAAGAGACCUGAAAACUAACAUGCCUACUUGCAAAAAAAAAAAAAAAAAAAAUAAACAUUAGAAAACCACAGGUUUAGUUUUUUUGGGUGGUUUUUUUUUUUUGUUUUUUUUUUUUUUUUUUUUUUUUUGUUUAGAGAAACCAUCGGGGUUUUUAGCUGCACAACAAAUUCACAGCAAAGGCAAUUGAUACACUCCCAACACAGAAGCAGCUGAUCUAAAGGCUCAGGUGCUGGGUUGCAGUAGAGGUUGUUACACUCAAACAGCUGUCUGUAGUUGAUGAUAAAAUGCAGUUGAUUGAUUCACUGAUUGAUUAAUUGCCUUUCCUUGAAGUAUAUUUAAUUGAAUGGCAAGCAGGUCUCUUUUACUCCAUUUACUCUGCAGAAUGUCUUGAGAUGUUAAAAUACCAAAGGUAUUGUGCCCUCUGUUAAACAUACUUGUCCUCAUUCCAUGGGUUAAAUGUUUGCUAGUCUAUAUAAUACAUUCUAUAUAGCCUCAUGGGAAUGAGCUGUAGUUUUACAGCUGGGUCUGUCAGCUCAUAUCAUGAGCAGUGUUUCAUAAAAUUGUUCCUGGUAAUGGGGAAAAAAAGAGGUGUUGGAAAUGACACCACCACUUGGAUGUAGAAGUGACGUGAUAGCUGAGUUAUCGUAUUGGCUUCAUGUGUGUAGCUCAUGUGCCUAAAGCUACUCACUGUGUUUGCAGGAUUCCUGAAAGUGGUUUGAUUUUGCCAUACUUUGAUUACCACUCUGCAGACAUUUGGGAGACUUUUUUUUUCUCUCUUUGUGUUUAUUUCACUUUGUUAGCAAAGAUCAGAUAUAAAUUUAUUAGGCUGAUGUUGUUCCACUUUUUGUUCUGAAAAGAACAGUGUCAUCUGGUGCUUCAUUUUCCUCCCAGGCUUUUAAAAUAUUUAUUUUUUUAAUUGUGCAAUAGGUUAAUUAACUAAUUAGCACCAUGUUGAUAUAUAUGGUCAGGUUUUCCAGGAAGUCCUUUAUCUCCUUGUUGCUUCAUCUUGGGUGACUUCACAAAUAGUCCAAGAGGCUGAUUUCACUUGUCCUUCUUUUCCUUCUGCACUUACGCAUUAGUGUGCUUUACUUUCUCUUCCCUAUGGUGGAUGUCAGAGCUCUUUUCUUUAACCUGUCAACUAACAGGAUAUCCUUUCCAGAGAAAGUCUCUCAUCUGCUUGUCUUCUUUGUUGCCACACCAGUUCCUGAAAGGUAAUGUUCACUUGUUUUCAAAUUCUUUCCAUGGAAGUCAGUCUCAUGCCUUGACUCCAGGGGCUAGUAGAAUUCCUUAGGCUUAUCACGCGCUGCUUAAUUACUUAAUUUGAGAGAACAAACUUGCUUUUUGCAUGAUAUAAAUCUGCUCCUUAAACUCAGCAUGACUCUGAGGAUGCACACAGCCUUGUUGAUCCAGAGUGGAGGUUUCAUGCUCUGGUGGAACUAGUUCUUCCCUGAAGAUAAAAUCUGCUGAACUUGGGCUAUUUACCUGCUCCUAUGGCAACAGAAGAGAGUCUCUAUGAGGUGAACACAUUUAUUUUGACUAGUUUUUGCUAAUUGUUGUUCUUGAUGAGUGCUAUAAACCUGGGGCUGUGACCUGUAAAAUGAACCUCUCUUGCUCUCCAGAUAAAAUGUGGUUGAUGGUACUGGGGGUCACAGGGGCAAAGAGCAGUGCUUAGGAAUUGUGUUGGAAGUCUGCCAGCAGAGGUUGAAGGUAGAGCAGUCUUCAAAUAAGCUGUCAUUUGGUGCUUGCCCAAGAUGUCCCCUCUUGUAAUCAAGUCACCAACCUCCUGAGGGGGUGAGAAAGAUGGGAGUUGUUGUUCUGUUGCUACUCAAAAGAGCCAGAUUAGCUCUCUUUGACAUCUGUAUCCUGACCCUGUACAAUCCCAAGAGGACGCCUGUCCUCUGAAUCUCUUUUCCUCUUUAGCUGGUCUGUGUGGAGCACCAUGGGGCCUACAGCUGUGGUCCUGGUUUUGGACAGAAAGUAAUGAAGCUGGGGCUCGUGGCUCUCUCGUUCUGGCCUGCAAUGGUGAGUGGUUCAGAAAGAGCCACUUGGCUGAAUGUGUGCCUUCUGUGUUUCUUUUGGUAUGCAUUUGUAUAUUUAAUGUAUAUGUGUCCAGUUAAUUAUGUGGGAGACCUUUUCUAAGUCAAACAAAUAAACUCUAUACUGUGUUACAUUUA
This is a messenger RNA of Passer domesticus (house sparrow), 5264 nucleotides long. RefSeq names its product family with sequence similarity 83 member F (gene SACK1F). NCBI's taxonomy places the organism in Eukaryota, Metazoa, Chordata, Aves, Passeriformes, Passeridae. Gene Ontology annotation, biological process: signal transduction. The record is from RefSeq and is a predicted model, not a curated record. The transcript is spliced from 5 exons. Gene Ontology annotation, molecular function: protein kinase binding. Bases 42 to 1565 code for a protein of 507 amino acids.